Molecule: messenger RNA, 4017 nt
Organism: Rhea pennata
Lineage: Eukaryota; Metazoa; Chordata; Aves; Rheiformes; Rheidae
Gene: PCDH9
Product: protocadherin 9
Exons: 5
Coding region: 208-3885 (1225 amino acids)
Biological process (GO): homophilic cell-cell adhesion
Cellular component (GO): plasma membrane
Molecular function (GO): calcium ion binding
Source: RefSeq, a predicted model, not a curated record
GAUGCAUUGUGCUGUAUCUGCUCGAACAGAUCAUUGCUUAGCUGCAGCAGAUCGUCAAAGGUAGACGACCAACUGCUGUCUCCAAAUAAGAAAUGAGAUGUAAUGCAUCCUGCAGUCCAUGCAUGCCUCCUCUUGCAAAUCGCGCAUCAUUCCUCCGUGGAAACCUUUAAGUCCUAAAAUCCAGGAAAAGAGAAUAAAAACAUUAUCAUGGACCUGAGGGAUUUUUACCUGUUGGCUGCUCUGAUUGCCUGUUUAAGGCUGGAUUCUGCUAUAGCUCAAGAACUUAUUUACACUAUUAGAGAAGAGCUGCCUGAAAAUGUACCUAUAGGAAACAUACCAAAGGACCUGAACAUUUCUCACAUCAAUGCUGCCACGGGCACCAGUGCCAGCCUUGUCUACAGACUAGUGUCUAAAGCGGGGGAUGCCCCUCUGGUCAAAGUGUCCAGUACCACCGGGGAGAUCUUUACGACAUCUAACAGAAUAGACAGAGAAAAACUCUGCGCUGGAGCUUCCUAUGCAGAAGAAAACGAGUGUUUUUUCGAACUUGAGGUGGUGAUUCUCCCCAAUGACUUUUUUAGGCUGAUCAAAAUAAAAAUCAUUGUAAAGGAUACUAAUGACAACGCACCUAUGUUUCCAUCCCCUGUCAUCAAUAUCUCCAUACCAGAAAACACUCUGAUCAACAGUCGUUUUCCAAUCCCAUCAGCCACAGAUCCCGACACAGGUUUCAACGGUGUGCAGCAGUACGAGUUGUUAAAUGGGCAGAGUGUCUUUGGACUGGAUAUUGUAGAAACUCCAGAAGGAGAGAAAUGGCCUCAACUGAUUGUGCAGCAGAACUUGGAUAGAGAGCAAAAGGACACCUAUGUGAUGAAAAUCAAAGUGGAGGAUGGAGGUACCCCCCAGAAGUCCAGCACCGCUAUUCUGCAAGUCACAGUAAGUGAUGUCAAUGAUAAUAGGCCAGUUUUUAAAGAGAGUCAAGUUGAGGUUCAUAUACCAGAGAACGCCCCUGUAGGCACUUCUGUGAUUCAGCUUCACGCUACAGAUGCAGAUAUAGGAAGCAAUGCAGAAAUCAGAUAUAUUUUUGGUGCCCAAGUUGCCCCUGCAACCAAAAGAUUUUUUGCUUUAAACAAUACCACAGGGCUGAUUACAGUUCAGAGGUCCUUAGAUCGAGAAGAGACUGCUAUUCACAAAGUGACAGUGCUGGCUAGUGAUGGUAGCUCUACUCCGGCUCGGGCAACAGUUACCAUCAAUGUCACUGAUGUAAAUGAUAACCCUCCUAACAUAGACCUCAGGUACAUAAUAAGUCCCAUCAAUGGCACAGUGUACUUAUCUGAGAAAGAUCCUGUCAAUACAAAGAUUGCCCUAAUUACAGUUUCAGAUAAGGACACUGAUGUGAAUGGCAAAGUGAUUUGUUUCAUUGAGAGAGAGGUCCCCUUUCACUUGAAGGCAGUUUACGACAACCAGUAUUUGUUAGAGACCUCUUCCUUGUUGGACUAUGAGGGCACCAAAGAAUUCAGCUUUAAAAUUGUCGCUUCUGAUUCUGGCAAGCCCAGUUUGAACCAGACUGCCCUGGUAAGAGUUAAACUGGAGGAUGAAAAUGACAACCCUCCGAUUUUCAGCCAGCCUGUAAUUGAGCUGUCAGUUUCUGAAAACAACCGUCGUGGUCUAUACUUAACAACUAUUAGUGCCACAGAUGAAGACAGUGGGAAAAAUGCAGACAUUGUUUAUCAGCUUGGCCCUAAUGCCUCCUUUUUCGAUCUGGAUCGAAAGACCGGAGUUUUGACAGCCUCCAGAGUCUUUGACAGAGAAGAACAAGAACGUUUCAUUUUCACUGUUACAGCCAGAGACAAUGGCACCCCUCCUUUGCAGAGUCAAGCAGCUGUAAUUGUUACUGUCUUGGAUGAAAAUGACAACAGCCCCAAAUUUACUCAUAAUCACUUCCAAUUUUUUGUAUCAGAGAACUUACCAAAGUAUAGCACUGUCGGGGUGAUAACGGUGACUGACGCAGAUGCCGGGGAAAAUAAAGCGGUGACCCUUUCCAUCCUGAAUGACAAUGAAAACUUUGUGCUGGAUCCUUUCUCUGGAGUUAUAAAGUCCAAUGUUUCUUUUGAUCGAGAACAGCAGAGCUCCUACACCUUUGACGUUAAGGCAAUUGAUGGAGGACAACCACCUCGCUCUUCUACAGCAAAAGUAACCAUAAAUGUCAUGGAUGUUAAUGAUAACAGCCCCGUUGUCAUCUACCCACCUUCCAAUACUUCUUUUAAGUUAGUGCCACUUUCAGCAAUUCCAGGAUCGGUAGUAGCAGAAGUAUUUGCUGUGGAUACAGACACUGGAAUGAAUGCCGAACUUAAGUAUACGAUUGUAAGUGGAAAUAACAAGGGUUUGUUUCGUAUCGACCCAGUGACCGGCAAUAUCACUCUGGAAGAAAAACCAACUCCUAAUGAUGUGGGGCUACAUCGUUUAGUUGUCAACAUAAGUGAUUUGGGUUAUCCCAAAUCCUUGCAUACUCUUGUGCUUGUAUUUUUAUAUGUAAAUGAUACUGCUGGAAAUGCCUCUUACAUUUAUGACUUGAUACGCAGGACUAUGGAAACACCUUUGGACCGGAACAUAGGGGACAGCAGCCAGCCCUACCAAAAUGAGGACUAUCUCACGAUCAUGAUUGCUAUUGUAGCAGGUGCUAUGGUUGUCAUAGUGGUGAUAUUUGUCACAGUUCUCGUGCGCUGCCGACAUGCAUCCAGAUUCAAAGCAGCCCAAAGGAGCAAACAAGGUGCUGAGUGGAUGUCUCCCAAUCAGGAGAACAAGCAAAACAAGAAAAAGAAAAGGAAGAAAAGGAAAUCUCCAAAGAGUUCUCUUUUGAACUUUGUGACCAUUGAGGAGUCCAAACCUGAUGAUGCAGUUCAUGAACCUAUCAACGGGACAAUAAGCCUUCCAGCGGAGCUGGAGGAGCAAAGUAUAGGAAGAUUUGACUGGGGCACAGCACCACCAACAACCUUUAAGCCUAACAGUCCUGAUCUUGCCAAGCAUUACAAAUCUGCCUCUCCACAGUCUGCUUUUCAUCUCAAACCUGACACUCCAGUUUCAGUGAAAAAGCACCAUGUGAUUCAGGAACUCCCGUUGGACAACACCUUUGUUGGUGGUUGUGACACCCUUUCCAAACGCUCUUCCACUAGUUCAGAUCACUUCAGUGCCUCAGAGUGCAGUUCCCAAGGAGGCUUCAAGACAAAGGGCCCCUUACACACCAGACAGGCACUGAAAUUUGGAGAUAUGCCGAAGUACUUGUGGGAGAUUUGGGUACCUGACAAACCAUGGGUGUCUCAGCGCCGUGUUACAUUUCACCUCCCCGAUGGCUCCCAGGAAAGCUGCAGUGACAGUGGUCUGGGGGACCACGAGCCGGUGGGUGGUGGAACCCUGAUCUCACACCCUCUCCCUCUGGUUCAGCCGCAGGACGAAUUCUACGACCAGGCCUCUCCGGACAAGAGGACUGAAGCUGAUGGCAACUCUGACCCCAACUCCGAUGGACCUCUUGGGCCAAGAGGAUUAGCUGAAGCUACAGAGAUGUGUACUCAAGAAUGCCUGGUUUUGGGUCACUCAGAUAACUGUUGGAUGCCUCCCAGCUUGGGUCCAUACCAACAGCCAAAGUCGCCUCUCUCCACCUUUGCACCUCAGAAAGAAUGGGUUAAGAAGGACAAACUAGUUAAUGGACACACAUUGACAAGAACCUGGAAAGAAGAUAGCAACAGAAACCAGUUCAGUGACCGAAAGCAGUAUGGUUCCAGUGAGGGCCACUUCAACACUGGCAAUCACAUGACUGACAUUCCUUUGGCCAACUUGAAGUCUUAUAAACAGGCCGCGGGAGCUGUUGAGAGUCCAAAGGAGCACCAGCUAUAAGAAAUGGUUUGGACCAUUACUUUGGACCAGUGACUUUAGCCUACUUAGACUUGUUAAUAUUGUGUGUGUGUCAGAGCUUUAUGUACUGGGUAGACCUCUAGAACUAUGCUUCACCUAGCAGAGAUAUGCAUA